Manis pentadactyla (Chinese pangolin) is the source of this 4719-nucleotide messenger RNA. RefSeq names its product sodium/potassium-transporting ATPase subunit alpha-2. The transcript is spliced from 24 exons. Gene Ontology annotation, cellular component: membrane. The record is from RefSeq and is a predicted model, not a curated record. Gene Ontology annotation, molecular function: ATP hydrolysis activity; P-type sodium:potassium-exchanging transporter activity; ATP binding. Gene Ontology annotation, biological process: proton transmembrane transport; intracellular sodium ion homeostasis; potassium ion import across plasma membrane. Bases 128 to 3190 code for a protein of 1020 amino acids. NCBI's taxonomy places the organism in Eukaryota, Metazoa, Chordata, Mammalia, Pholidota, Manidae.
GCUACCCUGUUGCUCCCGCCAGCGCGGUCUGGCCCGUAGGUCUCUGGCCGUCCCAGACUGGCGUGCAGGCUUGGGAUCCUCCUGGUGACCCCUCCAGUCCAGGUCCCCUCAGCCACUGUGCCCCAGGAUGGGCCGUGGGGCCGGCCGCGAGUACUCUCCCGCUGCCACCACCUCGGAGAAUGGGGGCGGCAAGAAGAAACAGAAAGAGAAGGAGCUGGAUGAGCUGAAGAAGGAGGUGGCUAUGGACGACCACAAGCUGUCCUUGGAUGAGCUGGGCCGCAAAUACCAAGUGGACCUGUCCAAGGGCCUCACCAACCAGCGGGCCCAGGACAUUCUGGCUCGGGAUGGGCCCAACGCCCUCACCCCGCCCCCGACAACCCCCGAGUGGGUCAAGUUCUGUCGCCAGCUCUUCGGGGGCUUCUCCAUCCUGCUGUGGAUUGGGGCCAUCCUCUGCUUCCUGGCCUACGGCAUCCAGGCCGCCAUGGAGGAUGAACCAUCCAAUGACAAUCUCUACUUGGGCGUGGUGCUGGCAGCUGUGGUCAUCGUCACCGGCUGCUUCUCCUACUACCAGGAGGCCAAGAGCUCCAAGAUCAUGGAUUCCUUCAAGAACAUGGUGCCACAGCAAGCCCUCGUGGUGCGGGAAGGAGAGAAGAUACAGAUCAACGCCGAGGAGGUGGUGGUGGGGGACCUGGUGGAGGUGAAGGGUGGAGACCGCGUGCCUGCCGACCUCCGGAUCAUCUCCUCUCACGGCUGUAAGGUGGACAACUCAUCCCUAACAGGCGAGUCAGAGCCCCAGACCCGCUCCCCCGAGUUCACCCAUGAGAACCCGCUGGAGACCCGUAAUAUCUGUUUCUUCUCUACCAACUGUGUGGAAGGCACUGCCAGGGGCAUUGUGAUCGCCACAGGUGACCGGACAGUGAUGGGCCGCAUAGCCACUCUGGCCUCGGGCCUGGAGGUCGGGCGGACGCCCAUAGCCAUGGAGAUCGAGCACUUCAUUCAACUCAUCACAGGGGUGGCCGUGUUCCUGGGGGUGUCCUUCUUCGUGCUCUCCCUCAUCCUGGGCUACAGCUGGCUGGAGGCUGUCAUCUUCCUCAUCGGCAUCAUUGUGGCCAACGUGCCUGAGGGGCUGCUGGCCACCGUCACCGUGUGCCUGACCCUGACUGCCAAGCGCAUGGCCCGCAAGAACUGCCUGGUGAAGAACCUGGAGGCAGUGGAGACGCUGGGCUCCACGUCCACCAUCUGCUCGGACAAGACGGGCACCCUCACCCAGAACCGCAUGACCGUCGCCCACAUGUGGUUCGACAACCAAAUCCACGAGGCUGACACCACGGAAGAUCAGUCUGGGGCUACUUUUGACAAACGAUCCCCGACGUGGACGGCCCUGUCUCGGAUUGCUGGUCUCUGCAACCGUGCCGUCUUCAAGGCUGGGCAGGAGAACAUCUCUGUGUCUAAGCGGGACACAGCCGGGGAUGCCUCGGAGUCAGCUCUGCUCAAGUGCAUUGAGCUGUCCUGUGGCUCUGUGAGGAAAAUGAGGGACCGGAACCCCAAGGUGGCGGAGAUUCCCUUCAACUCUACCAACAAGUACCAGCUGUCCAUUCACGAGCGAGAAGACAGCCCCCAGAGCCACGUGCUGGUGAUGAAGGGGGCCCCGGAGCGCAUCCUGGACCGCUGCUCCACCAUCUUGGUGCAGGGCAAGGAGAUUCCCCUGGACAAGGAGAUGCAAGACGCCUUUCAGAACGCCUACAUGGAGCUGGGAGGACUCGGGGAGCGAGUGCUGGGGUUCUGCCACCUGAAUCUGCCCUCCGGAAAGUUUCCUCGGGGCUUCAGAUUUGACACGGAUGAGCUGAAUUUUCCCACAGAGAAGCUCUGCUUUGUGGGGCUCAUGUCCAUGAUCGACCCUCCCCGGGCUGCCGUGCCGGAUGCUGUGGGCAAGUGCCGGAGUGCAGGCAUCAAGGUGAUCAUGGUGACAGGGGACCACCCGAUCACAGCCAAGGCCAUUGCCAAAGGUGUGGGCAUUAUAUCAGAGGGCAACGAGACUGUGGAGGACAUUGCAGCCCGGCUCAACAUCCCUGUCAGUCAGGUCAACCCCAGAGAAGCCAAGGCGUGUGUGGUGCACGGCUCCGACCUGAAGGACAUGACCUCCGAGCAGCUGGAUGAAAUCCUCAAGAACCACACGGAGAUUGUCUUCGCCCGGACGUCUCCUCAGCAGAAGCUCAUCAUCGUGGAGGGCUGCCAGCGGCAGGGCGCCAUCGUGGCGGUGACCGGCGACGGCGUGAACGACUCCCCCGCGCUCAAGAAGGCUGACAUCGGCAUCGCCAUGGGCAUCGCCGGCUCCGACGUCUCCAAGCAGGCCGCCGACAUGAUCCUGCUGGACGACAACUUCGCCUCCAUCGUCACGGGCGUGGAGGAGGGCCGCCUCAUCUUUGACAACCUGAAGAAAUCCAUCGCGUACACGCUGACCAGCAACAUCCCCGAGAUCACCCCCUUCCUGCUCUUCAUCAUCGCCAACAUCCCCCUGCCUCUGGGCACCGUGACCAUCCUCUGCAUUGACCUGGGCACAGACAUGGUCCCUGCCAUCUCCUUGGCCUACGAGGCAGCUGAGAGCGACAUCAUGAAGCGGCAGCCGAGGAACCCCCAGACAGACAAGCUGGUCAAUGAGAGGCUCAUCAGCAUGGCUUACGGACAGAUCGGCAUGAUCCAGGCCCUGGGUGGCUUCUUCACCUACUUCGUGAUCCUGGCCGAGAACGGCUUCCUGCCGUCACGGCUGCUGGGAAUCCGCCUCGACUGGGAUGACCGGUCCAUGAAUGACCUGGAGGACAGCUAUGGGCAGGAGUGGACCUACGAGCAGCGGAAGGUGGUGGAGUUCACGUGCCACACGGCCUUCUUUGCGAGCAUCGUGGUGGUGCAGUGGGCUGACCUCAUCAUCUGCAAGACCCGCCGCAACUCCGUCUUCCAGCAGGGCAUGAGGAACAAGAUUCUGAUUUUUGGGCUCCUGGAGGAGACCGCGCUGGCCGCCUUUCUGUCCUACUGCCCGGGCAUGGGGGUGGCCCUCCGCAUGUAUCCGCUCAAGGUCACUUGGUGGUUCUGCGCCUUCCCCUACAGCCUCCUCAUCUUCCUCUAUGAUGAGGUCCGGAAGCUCAUCCUGCGGCGAUACCCCGGUGGCUGGGUGGAGAAGGAGACAUACUACUGAGCCUGCUGGAAAGAAGAACCAGCUCUGUCCCCUGCCUCCCCCUCAGACCUGGAAAUCACACGUGGCUGUUUCUGGUGAGUGCCAGGCCCCAGGCCAGAAAGGGAAGCUGAGUGGAGAGGUUAGGGCCUAUUUCCCAUCAUGGCUAGUCAGGCACCUCUAGAAGAGAGCUGGACGGACUGGUGGGGUCUAGGGGUACAGCACAGGAGGGGAACAACAAAGGGACAUGAAAAGACAGUGUCAAUGACAGGACAUGUGACUGGUCGGGUCUCCAGACAGAUGUCUGGGCUCCAGCUCUGGGUCCUGCCCUGUAGAGCACCCUACCAGCAGACCAAAUUCAAAUGUCAUCAGAACAGCAGCAGAGGCAGGACCAGAAAGCAAUGCGGGGCAUUUCAUGGGAUUCCAUGCCCACGUGCCACAGCAUCCCCACCGACCCUUGGUCUGUGGUCUGUCUGGGCCAGCAGGCCCAGGUGUCACAGCUGCGCCAGCUCUCUCAGUCACGGCGCUUGGGAACGCCCCACCCUUUAGAAUGCUAAGCCCUCAGAAGUCCCCCCAAGAGGGUAGCUGCCAGUCCAUUCCCUGCUCCUCUGGCCCCCUCCGCGUCAUGCCCGUCCCUGUGCGCUGCGUCAUUCCCAGGCACUGCCAAGCCUGCCCUGGAAAAGGCACUCCCUGGCCAUCAGCUGGAAGUGGGGUGGAGAAGUUCCCAGAAGCCUCCUGUUUUCCGGGGACAUGCAGAAUCCGCUUAGGUCAGAAGCUCUGGACAGCAAGAGGGAAAGCACCAGGAGACCUGCCUUUGACCUCUCAGACAGCAAGCCUGGUCCCCCCAGGCAGGCACCCUUCACGCUGAUCAUUGUGCCACUUCCCCCAGAAGGGCAGUUACUGCCAGGUUCCUACGGGAGCUACUUUUCCUUCCCUUGCGCCUCUCCACCUAUCCCGUGGCUCUGCAGGCAGCGCGGCCCAUUCCCUAAGCCUGGCGUAGAGGGCACCGGAACGUCCUGUAGAGACACCUAGAUGACCCAAGCAAGGGACGGAGACACCCAAGAAAAAUGGAAGCCCUAAGGCAGGAAGGAAGGAAGCCCAAAAGACGCACAUCAGGCCCACAACCUCCCAAGGGCUAUUCCUUCCUUAUACUGGAAUUUUCCUUUAUCAGUAGUAUCUUGAAAUAAGUCAGUUCUUGGGCUUGGAAAACUAAAUGGGAAACCGUAUUACUUUGGGCCUGAUUGAUCUGAGAUUUAUUGUCUAUGGACAAAAGUUUGCCUUGGCAAAUCAAUAAAAAUGGCAUUUGUUUAGUAAGUUAAGAGCAUAAUAUUGCUAAGGGUGGCAUAUUUAGUCUACCUAAACCAAUACUUUUCAGGCACUUUAGGACUAUCCAUUUAGAAGUAGUGAACGCGUGGCCUAAUUAUCAUCAGUUCUUAGGUAUUUUUUCAAAACAUCUGCAAGACCUUUACUUGGUGACCUUUUGUAAGACGUUAGUUUGAAGCACUACAUAUGUACUUGAAAACAAUAAAGUUACAUUUCUUUAUGAAAAAAGA